Messenger RNA from Oncorhynchus nerka (sockeye salmon), 956 nucleotides. RefSeq lists its product as uncharacterized. The record is from RefSeq and is a predicted model, not a curated record. The transcript has 5 exons. NCBI's taxonomy places the organism in Eukaryota, Metazoa, Chordata, Actinopteri, Salmoniformes, Salmonidae. Gene Ontology annotation, molecular function: protein binding. The coding region runs from base 89 to 955 and encodes 288 amino acids.
GGGGAUGGGUGAAUUCCGUAAUCAGUGUGUAUAUAACGGUAAGCAAUAACUCAGACCUCCAGUUCCAUUAGCAAGCUGUGAUUGUGAAAUGAAGAUGCAGAAGUCUGUCUCUGUCGUUCCUCUACUGUUGCUCCUCUGCCUGUCUGGGGUAAGGGUCACCAAAGGUCAAGGGGUAGAGGUCACUAAAGCUGUAGAUUUCAAGACGGAAAACGAGGUGGUCAAAACACCAGCAGACGGAAAGACAGACGGACAGACAGACUCUGAGCCGGACCUCUGGGCUGAGCUGAAAGCCCUGAGAGACAUGGUGGUGGAACAGAGAGUGGAACUGACUGUCACUCAAAGUCAACUGGAGGACGUGAAGACACAGAAUUCAGAGAUGGAGUUCAGGCUGAGAACUGCAGAGGACCAGGUGAAGCUACUGAAGGCUGAGAAUCAAGCCCUGGAGAUGAGGACUCUUGACGUCAGCUCCAACUACUCUCAGAGCCAGGUCGAACUACAGAAGACUGAGCUGGAGGAGCUGAAGAGAGAGAACACAGAACGGAAGGUAGCAUUCUCUGUUACUUUGGGAGUUGGGGGUUACUAUGGUGGUUACUAUGGACCCACAUCCACUACCCUGGUCUACAAGGACAUCCUGACAAACAUAGGCAAUCACUACAACCCAACUAAUGGUCACUUCACAGCCCCAGUGAGGGGAGUGUACUACUUCAGAAUCGCCUUGUUCGGAAUCGUAGAAAGGAACAGCGGAAUACAUUGCAACCUCCGCACUAACGGCACCGUAACCCUGAAGGCAGGUCUUUGGGAAUACAUUGCAAAGUCCCAGCACCACGUAGCUAAUGCUGCCUCUCUGCUGCUAGAGCAGGGAGACGUAGUUGACGUUCAACUGGGUGGAACCACAAUCUACGAUGACAGUCACAAGAGAAACACCUUCAGUGGCUUCCUGCUCUUCCCAGUGUGAG